Molecule: messenger RNA, 628 nt
Organism: Chrysemys picta bellii (western painted turtle)
Lineage: Eukaryota; Metazoa; Chordata; Testudines; Emydidae
Source: RefSeq, a predicted model, not a curated record
GUUUUGCCUCCUGCUUUAUAGGAAACACGGAGAAUUCCCUGGACCAUGAACGGUGGGAGCACAUGCUGCUUCAGUUCCUAAGAACAUCUCUGGAGACGAUAGACAACAGUGCCUGGAGCAGCCAGAUAAGCCUUGAGUUGAGCCAGCAGAAGGCCAGCUAUGCCAGCCCUUCCAAAGAGAAGAGUUUCCUGUAUAAGGUGCUAGGAACGUCCUUAGCAGUUUGUCAGGACCUGGUCCACGUUAAAUCACAGACUCAUAAAUUUCUGACAACAACAGAUUAUAUGGAAGCCCCUGAGAGAGAGGGAGUCAUUUCCAUCCUCGCAUUCUCUGCUGAGAGCCACUUGGACCUCACCUUGAACACACUUCAGGAGUUUGGGGCUGCAAUGAGCAAGGUUAAGAUUUCUGGGCUCAUCGACCAUCUGAAGGACUGGAUUGGGACCAAGUUCUUACAAUGGAGCUGACACUACUUGGACCGGCAAGAAAAUCACCACUGCAGUAGCCAAAUCCAAGAGAACCAGUUGAAACCGAUCACUUCUUCGAAGAGGAAUUCAUUACUAUUGAGUUAAGCCCUGUGUAUGGAAACUCAUUUAGAGAAGACUUCCUGUUCCUCAGACACGAACAGAAUAUC